Messenger RNA from Silurus meridionalis, 2335 nucleotides. Its product is annotated as epidermal growth factor receptor substrate 15-like 1. Lineage: Eukaryota; Metazoa; Chordata; Actinopteri; Siluriformes; Siluridae. The transcript has 22 exons. Gene Ontology annotation, biological process: endocytosis; endosomal transport. The record is from RefSeq and is a predicted model, not a curated record. Gene Ontology annotation, cellular component: clathrin coat of coated pit; cytoplasm; plasma membrane. Bases 9 to 2189 code for a protein of 726 amino acids. Gene Ontology annotation, molecular function: cadherin binding; calcium ion binding.
UUGUCGGAAUGCCGCACUCAGCCCCCGCCGUUCCCGGAGCAACAGGGAAAAUGGCAGCCCUCACCACCCUCACUCAGCUUUCGAGUGGGAACCCAGUGUAUGAAGGUUUUUACAGGCAGGUCGAUCCAGGAAACACUGGGCGGGUCGGACCUACAGAGGCUGCUUUGUUUCUGAAGAAAUCGGGCUUGCCGGAUGUCACUCUGGGAAAGAUCUGGGACCUCGCUGAUCCUGACGGAAAAGGUUUCCUGGACAAGCAGGGAUUUUACGUGGCGUUGCGGCUCGUGGCCUGCGCGCAGAGCGGUCAGGAUGUGUCGAUCACAAGUUUCAACCUCACCGCCCCGCCUCCUAAAUUUAAGGACCCCAGUAGCCCAUCAUUAAGUGGCGCUUCAUCAACAGACAGCCAUUGGGCUGUUAGGCCUGAAGAGAAAAGCAAGUUCGAUGGUAUUUUCGACAGUCUGGCGCCAGUAAACGGUUUACUCUCCGGAGAAAAGGUCAAGCCAGUUCUCAUGAACUCAAAGCUCCCCGUGGAUGUGCUUGGAAAGGUUUGGGAUUUGAGCGAUAUUGAUAAAGAUGGGCAUCUGGACAAGGACGAGUUUGCAGUGGCCAUGCACCUGGUGUACCGUGCUCUGGAGAAAGAGCCUGUUCCCUCUAUUCUACCCUCCUCCCUCAUCCCUCCUUCCAAACGCAAGAAAUGUGUCUCCUUAUCGAGCAUGACACCCGUGCUGCCAGGAAGCCCACCUCCUCCGAAAGACAGCCUGCGUUCCACACCGUCACACGGCAGCAUGAACUCGCUGAACAGCGCCGGGAGUCUGUCACCUAAACACACACUGAAAUCCACACAGCACUCUGUGAACUGGGUGGUGCCCGCAGCUGACCGAGGACGAUACGACGACAUCUUCCUUAAAACGGACGCCGACCUCGACGGCUUUGUGAGCGGCCAUGAAGUGAAGGAUAUCUUCAUGCAGUCCGGCCUUCCACAGAACAUUCUGGCACAUAUAUGGGCUUUGUCAGACACGCGGCAGAUUGGCAAGCUGACACGCGAGCAGUUCGCCCUGGCCAUGUACUUCAUUCAGCUGAAAGUGACCAAAGGAGUGGAUCCUCCCCAGACCCUGACCCCUGACAUGAUCCCUCCAUCUGAGAGAGGGACCCCUAACAUGUCGGGGUACAUGGCUCCUGUGGGCUCGGAGAUGGUAGCCAUGUCUGAAAUGCGCAGAGACAGCUCCAGCUCUGUGGGUUCUGGCGAAUUUACAGGAAUCAAAGAGCUGGAUGAUCUGAGUCAGGAAAUCGCUCAGCUGCAGAGGGAGAAAUACACACUGGAGCAAGAUAUCAGGGAGGCGGAGGAAGCCAUCAGACACAAAACUACUGAGGUUCAGGAAAUGCAGAACGAUCUGGACAGAGAAACAUGCAGCCUGCAGGAGCUGGAGGCUCAGAAGCAGGACUCUCAGGACAGACUGGACGAGAUGGACCAACAGAAAGCCAAGCUGGAGGACAUGCUCAAUGAAGUGCGACACAAGUGCCAGGAGGAGUCGCAAAUGAUCUCAUCCCUCCAGAGUCAGAUCCAUUCUCAGGAGUCGGACCUGCUGAACCAGGAGGAGGAGCUGAGCCGGGCUAAAGCGGACCUGAGCCGGCUCCAGCAGGAGGAGGGCCAGCUGGAGCAGAGCCUGCAGGCUGGCAAGAUCCAGCUCGAGACCAUCAUCAAGUCUCUGAAGGCAACGCAGGAUGAGAUCAACCAGGCUCGUAGCAAGCUCUCUCAGAUCCAGGACAAUCAGCAUGAGAUCAGCAAAAGCAUCGAGCAGUACAGCAGCGCUCUAAAUGGCACACACGGAGGCAGCAUGACCAACCUGGCCGACAUGAGCGAGGGGUUUCCUGACAAGGAGAACGGGGGCUUCGGGGUCAUGGAUGAUCCCUUCAAAGUGAAGUCCAGUGUGUUCAUCACAAACUCUCAGGAGAUGCACACAGACCCCUUUCAGUCAGAAGACCCUUUCAAAUCCGACCCUUUUAAAGGUGAUCCCUUCCAGAACGAUCCUUUCGCCAAGCAGCCUCCCACAGUAACAGAUCCGUUCGGCGCAGAUCCGUUUAAAGAGACAGACCCGUUCAAGACCACUUCAGAAGAUUUCUUUAAGAGGCCGACCAAGGCUGAUCCCUUCACCAGCUCAGACCCUUUCAGUAAAAGUGCUACCUUCCAGUGAAGUCUCAUCACUUCUCGAGCAGUGACCCCUUUGCCUCUACCAGCCCUAAACACAAAGGCUCAGACCCAUUUGGAACACUGGAGCCUUUUGGAAGCAGCUCAUUUGGCAGCAACAGUGGCUUUGCUGAUUUUAGUCAGAUGUCAAAG